AUGGAAGAGGACAAAUACAAAGUACCGUUAUUCAAUGGUAAGAAUUUUUCCAAUUGGAAAUUUCGAAUGGAAGUAUUACUUGAAGAACAGGAACUUUUGUUUUGCAUCACGGAAGAAACAACGACGGAAAAAGACAAGAAGAAACAACUAAAAUGUAAGUCUUUAAUUAUUCAGAGAAUCGCUGAUAGUCAUUUGGAAUAUGUGAAAGACAAAAGUAUGUUGUUGUUAACUUUACCUCAGUCAUAUGAUAGUAUAGUUAUUGCAUUGGAAACUGUGAGUGUUGAUAAACAAACUUUAAAUGUUGUUAAAAGUAAAUUAUUGGAUAUUGAACUUCAGCGCUCAGAUAAUAACAAGAAAGUUAAGGAAACAUCUGGAGCAGCUUUUUCUGAAAAUAAACGUGUUGUAGGCAGAUUCAAUGCUACAAGUGUUUAUUUACAAAGAAUUGAAAUUGAUAUGGUUACUGGUAAUAGUAUGCUACAAUCGUUGAUAACAUUUGUUGAUGAACUCAGAAAUGAUUUUGACGCAAUUGAAGAUGAAGCAAAGAUAUUGAGUCUCUCAGUUAAUAAAGAAUGGUCUAAUGGAGGAAAAAACAAACGUAAAAUUAUUCAAAAAUAUUCGGAUGGUACUACAUGUCAUGAGAGUUUAAAAGGUAGAGAUACAUUUAGAGUCAAUGCUUUUUUAGUUAUCAUUGAUAAAUUGCAAACCGAAUUAAAAAAACGUAGCUCAGCUUAUGAUAAUAUAACAAACCUCUUUGGAUCUUCGACUCGCUUGGACGUGAUUGAUGACAAUUCAUUGAAAAAAUCCGUAAAUAAUUUAUUCAAAGCUUACUCUUGUGAUCUAGAAGAAAGUCUAUACGACGAAUUGAAACAAUUCAUUGGUAUGGUUAAAGUCAAGGAAGAUAAUAAAUUAAUAAAAAACUCGGUUAACAUGUUACUAAUGAUUGUUGAAGAUAAUCUCUUGGGCGUUUUUCCACAUAUUUAUGUAGCGUUCCGAAUUUUUUUAAGUAUACCAGUUACUAACUGUGAAAGUGAACGAUCUUUUCUGCACUAA
Sipha flava (yellow sugarcane aphid) is the source of this 1050-nucleotide messenger RNA. RefSeq lists its product as uncharacterized. Lineage: Eukaryota; Metazoa; Arthropoda; Insecta; Hemiptera; Aphididae. The record is from RefSeq and is a predicted model, not a curated record. The coding region runs from base 1 to 1050 and encodes 349 amino acids. The transcript has 3 exons.